Messenger RNA from Prinia subflava (tawny-flanked prinia), 6927 nucleotides. It is a transcript of the gene ZBTB38, whose product is annotated as zinc finger and BTB domain containing 38. Lineage: Eukaryota; Metazoa; Chordata; Aves; Passeriformes; Cisticolidae. The record is from RefSeq and is a predicted model, not a curated record. Gene Ontology annotation, molecular function: DNA-binding transcription factor activity, RNA polymerase II-specific; protein binding. The transcript is spliced from 2 exons. Gene Ontology annotation, biological process: regulation of transcription by RNA polymerase II. Gene Ontology annotation, cellular component: nucleus. The coding region runs from base 151 to 4656 and encodes 1501 amino acids.
UUUCUGGAGGGGAGCGGCAGGAGGUGGCACAGAACUAUCUAUGUCCGAAACACGUUCUCCCUGGCAGAAAGGCCUGGAAGGACAGUCAGGCAUUGAAGUCCUGUGUUCGGUCCGAGAGGAAUCCUCAGGGACUGGCACAGCACUGCCCCGAUGGCCGCGGAGCAGGCGCCGGGUGCUGGCAGCGCCGCGUUUCCCCGUCGGUGUGAAUUUGCAGCGGUUGCCUCCGAACAGCCUGGGACGAGGCCCGGGCUCCCGGCCGCGCUGGCUGAGGGCUCGCUCCGAGCCAGGCCCGGGAACACGCGCGGCGGCGGGCGCGGGCCCGGCCCUGCCCGGCAGACCUCGGGCAAUCCCAUUGCCGGGAUCGGCACACCAAAAUGGCGCCCGCGCCGUCCGGCCGCCGCCGCGCCGGGAUCGCGGCCCCGGCCGCCGCCCGCCUGCGGCCCGCGGAGGGCCCGCGGGCCCGGCGUUAAUGGCGCGGGGUCGGGGCGCUGCUGCGCGCGGGCCGAGGCUGCGCCGGCGGGGACGGAGCGGCGGCAGGUCAGUGGCGGCUCCCGCGGGAGGGGCACCGCGCUCCGCCAUGAGCGGGGCCCGGCGGGGGGGCCGCUCGCAGGGCACAGACAGCGCGGGGCCGCCGCGCCGCACCGGGGCCCGCGCGGGCCGGAGAGCCGACGGCAGCCGCCGCCCGCGGGCCCCGCGCUCCCGUGGCUGCGCGGGCAGCGCCGCACCGCGCUGCGCGGAAGGGACGGGACGGGACGGGGCGGCACUGCGCGGGGGCAGCGCCCUCCUGCGGGCGGCGGCGGCCGGGCCGGGCCGGGGCCGGGAGGGGAAGCCCCGGGGCCGCGGAGCCCACCCGCGGCGGGAAGGGCCGUGGCGGUGGGAGCGGAGCCGCUGCGGAGCGCCCGGGCACAGCUCGUCCUGCGUGUCCGAGCGAGGCGCUGCCGAGGCCGCACGGGCUGUUCCGGGCGGUGGAGAAAUCAUGGGCAGCGUAAAGCGGGCAGUGAGAGAAUGGAGGUCGGGAUUCUAAUAGUGGCAAAGAGUCCCAGCCCUGAAGGAAUGGUUCGUCGCGGGGCACGAAAGAUGACAGUCAUGUCCCAUUCAAAGGAUCUCAAGGACGACUUCCACAGCGACACUGUACUUUCCAUUCUAAAUGAACAGCGCAUUCGGGGUAUUUUAUGCGAUGUCACCAUAAUUGUGGAAGACACCAAAUUUAAAGCCCACAGUAAUGUGCUGGCAGCUUCAAGCCUUUACUUUAAAAACAUUUUUUGGAGUCGUACUAUCUGUAUUUCAGGUCAUGUACUGGAGUUAGAUGAUCUCAAAGCUGAAGUGUUUACAGAGAUACUGAAUUACAUCUACAGUUCCACAGUAGUUGUUAAGAGGCAGGAAACUGUAACGGACCUUGCAGCUGCAGGGAAAAAACUGGGAAUAUCAUUUCUAGAAGAUCUUACAGAUGUAAAUUUUUCAAGUUCCCCCUGUCCCUAUUCGUACUGUGUUAAUGAAAAAGGGACUGUCAAAGAAGAAAAACAUGAAAAGCGACAUGAAGAUUCUGCCGUGACAAAUGGACCGCGAAUUACAAAUGCAUUCUCAAUUUUUGAAACAGAAAACAAUUUGUUUUCUCCCCUUGAUUUGAGGGCCAGCUUUAAAAAGGUAUCUGAUACAAUACAAGCCCCCAACAUCGGCCUCAACAGAAGCGAUGUGUGCAAAGAUGCUGAGCCAGCCAGUACCUUGGCUGAACACUCCUAUGCCGUUUCUUCUGGGGGAGAUACUUCACAAGGAGCACCUUUUGUUGAGCAGGACAGCAGCCCUUCAUACCAGGCGGGUGAGGACCGCUAUGAAAAUCACCAAGCCACCCCAGUCAUUCAGCAGGGAAAACAAGCUGGUAGUACUCCUAAGUCAACCUUUAAGCCCCAGGGUGCUGGUUUGGCUGUAGCAAAAGUACCAGUCUCUACUGUAACAACUGCAGAAGCCCAGCAUGAAGCAGUUACUGAACAGACAAUUACUUCCUUUCCAAAAUCUCAAAAUAAAGCAGGAGAUUUGCAUGUGUCCAGGGAAGAGGAAAACACUUCUGCUAAUGUCUCUGCAUCUGGGGCAACUACCACUCCACCUGUUUACAGUUGUAACCGUUGUGCAAAAUCAUUCAAUGACCGCGUGUUACUCACUGCUCACCUUCAGCUCCAUUCAGAGCAUCAAGAAACUUUCAUAUGCAAAUACUGCAGCAAACAAUUUGCAAAUGUAAAUAUACUGGAAAGUCAUGAACAAGUCUGCAUGAGAUCAAGUAACUUACCAGCUCACAAUGGAAAUGAACAAAAUUUUGCAGAUAACUGUGCUGCUACAGAGGGACAGAAUGGAAGUUCCUAUGCGAACACAGAGCCUCUGUUGUCUGAGAACAGCAUCACUGAUUGUUCCAAUGCAAACUGCACUUUACCAGAAACGGAUCAUUUGGUGAAAGUCGUCGAUGGGCAGAUAUUAUACACUUGUGUUGUUUGCAAGCGUAGUUAUGUCACACUGUCCAGCCUUCGAAGACAUGCAAAUGUGCAUUCCUGGAGAAGAACGUACCCUUGCCACUACUGCAAUAAAGUCUUUGCGUUAGCGGAGUACCGCACCAGACAUGAGAUCUGGCACACUGGAGAGAGGCGCUACCAGUGCAUUUUCUGUCUGGAGACCUUCAUGACUUACUAUAUACUGAAAAAUCACCAGAAGUCUUUCCAUGCGAUUGACCAUCGCCUGUCAGUAAAUAAAAAGACGGCCAAUGGCGGUUUAAAACCAAGUAUGUACCCAUACAAACUGUAUCGACUCCUACCUAUGAAAUGCAGGCGACUGCCUUAUAAAUCCUAUCGAAAUUCUUCCUAUGAAAAUGUUCCAACAAGUACCCAGGCUAAUGAAAAUGCUUCUACUAACUGUUUCAUUCCGAGUUCUCUUAGCUCUGAGCUACCACCGCUGAAUUUUCAACAUAGUAUAAUGUCAAACAACAGAACCCUGGCCUUGGAUACAACUUCGUGUAAUAAUACAGCAUCUUCCACAAAUACUCAGAAUUCUUCCUCUUGGGGAGUAGGUAUCUUAAAUUCUGAUCUGCAGAGGGACUUUUUCCCAGCUGAAAAAAGAGUUUCCACUGCUGCAAAUGACUCAGGUUCACAGGAGUGUGAUUCUUCAGUUGUGUCUUCAGCUAACGUGAAUGAAAAUUCAACCUCUGUCAUCAGUUACAGCAGUUCUGCACCCUCUGUUAUAAUGCACAGUAGCAGAGUGUCAUCAGUAAUAAUGCACAGUAAAACAGUCACUUCCAUAGAAAACAGUAAGACAGAAUCUUCAAAUAACCUACCCAGUCAGUCAGUAAGUGACAGCUGUAAGUAUGGGUCAGAUAAUCACGGGAAGUGCAUUACAAAAUCAAAAACUAUCAAGGAGAAAAAGAAAACACUGCUGUACAACAGAGCAGAAGCAACUGAGGAUACGCAGCAUGUGACAGGAUCUGGAGGUUCAUGUAGCAAAACUACAAAUACUGUCCAAGAGUCCAGUAAAACUGAAACAUACAUUGCAAAGCCUGCCUUACCUGGAACAUCUGCUGACAGCAACGUCGCACCUCUCUGUCAGAUAACAGUAAAAAUCGGUAAUGAAGCCAUUGUAAAAAGACAUAUAUUAGGAUCUAAGCUGUUUUGUAAAAGGGGCCGAAAAUCCAAACAUGAGUCCAAACAGGACAAUCUCAUUGAAGAACCAGAAAUGGAGGUAAAAGAAAAAAGUCCAUCUAGACUCUACAGCUCAGAAUGCCUGGAGCUAACAGAAAUGUGUGAUGAUGUUAGUGACCAGGACUCCAGUGAUAAACCCUGGAGACCCUAUUACAAUUACAAACCAAAAAAGAAAUCCAAACAACUAAGAAAAAUUAAAAAGACCAAGUGGAGGAAAAAGCACGGAAGCAAAAAUGCUGCUAUGGAAAGCCACAACACGUGUGGUCGAGAGUACAAGCUCAGGAAUGCUCCCGAGGAAAAGGCGGUCAGCCAGGAGGAGAACACAGAAAUGCCUAAUCUUCAUUGUGAGCUCUGUGAAAGAGACCAGUCUUCCACAGCAGAAGCUCAAGAACACGUACACUUGCAUGUAGCUGCUUCAAAGCCUUACACUUGUGAGUUAUGCCAAAAACAAUUUCAAAGUCCAUCAACUUUAAAAAUGCAUAUGAGGUGUCACACUGGGGAAAAGCCCUACACUUGCAAAACCUGUGGUAAAUGUUUCUCAGUUCCUGGAAAUCUACAGAAACACGAACGUAUUCACCUGGGUGUCAAAGAUUUUGUCUGCCAAUACUGUAAUAAGGCAUUUACUUUAAAUGAAACACUCAAAAUACAUGAAAGAAUUCAUACUGGAGAAAAACGCUACCACUGUCAGUUCUGCUUUCAGAGCUUCUUGUACCUUUCUACCAAAAGGAACCAUGAGCAAAGGCACGUACGUGAACACAAUGGAAAAGGAUAUGCUUGCUUUCAGUGCCCCAAAAUUUGCAAGACUGCAGCUGCUCUGGGAAUGCACCAGAAGAAACAUCUAUUCAAAAGUCCAGGCACACAAGAUAGAAAAGAACAGUUUUGCAAUGAAAGCACUAAACUUUUGGAAAACCCACAUUUCCUUGGCUCAGAAGGAAGCAAAGUGAAAAAUACAGAAAAUAUAACUCCAGAAGUUAUACUCUGAGUGACAAUUGUGCAAAACAGAAGAAAAAUCCAAAACUAUAUAUUGGAGAAAAUAAAGAUGUAUUGAAUGGGGAAACAUAUCAGUAAGGUCAAAUUUCUUCAUCUAAAUGUGUGUCAAUAUAUGCAAAAGAAAAAAAUAACACAGAAAAAAUAGCAUUUGCAAUAAUACAAAUUUAAUUUGGAGCACCCAAAAUACUUUUGCCACAACAGACUCUAACAUAGAGAGAAAGAAAAAUGACCAACCUAAGCCCUUCUACUUAGCAUUACAAGAAGCUUGUCACUGAACUAUUUAACAGUUCUGGUUUUGAGUCAGAAUCCUUCAAAGCAAAAGAAAUAAGUAGGUUCAUCUGUAGGUUCAUCGUGUAUUCUGUAGAAGGAAUUUUUGCUGCAGAAACCAUAUAUUGCAUUUUUUUUAACAAAAGUAAUGUGUUUAUAAAGGAAAUAAUUGUAAUCUUGUGUAUUCUAAAGUGAAGGUGGGAAAUGUUUCAUGGGCUUGGGUGUGCCGAAGUACAUUUGAGUUCUGCCAUGCUUUUCUCUAACUCAGCCUUUACAAAACAUAUUCAGGAGUUUAAACUACUCUUUUCCUUUCCAUAUUCAGUUUUGUAGCUACCAUAAUAACUGUUAAGUCUGAGUGCUGGUGUGAGAAGUAUUCCAGAUUUAUAUAUCUAUGAGGUGAUAAAAGUUCAGUGGAGCUUGCUAUAGCUAGUCUUCCAAGCUGCAUAAAUCCCCAUGUCAGUGGCCUGGUGAGCUUUUCAUUAGUGCAUUGGUCUAAAGAAAAUUGUUCUCAUGAAACAGAAAUCCUGUAUAGAAACGUCCACUUCCUGGUGGGUCUUCAACUCUUGUCUUUUAGAAAUACAGUUCUUCUCAACACAAGAACAUGUAGACGGAGUUUUCCUCCUCAUCCUGGAAGAAUGCUUGGACACAAGCUAUAGAGCAACUCCCCGUAAAUACUUUGGUUUUGAGAGGAGUAGGUAAAUAAGACUUCUGCUUCCAUGUAUAUCCCUGAGGCCAUCCCUGUGUAUAAACAGGUGUAGGGCCAGUUUGUGGGGUUCCCUGUCAUCUCCAUGCCUUAAAUGCAACAUUUAACCUUCAGAUGUCCCUUCUCAGUGAUCCCACCAACCAUUCCAGCAGUGUCCUGCUGGAGGAAGAAGUGUUGGCCUUCCUGCCUCCCUCAUCCUGCCACAGCAAAGGAUUGUGGUGAGCCUUGCAGCUGCACAGUUCACUAACAACUGGGAGAAGGGAUUCUGAAAGACAGCACCAAAAUAUUCCAGUUAAUACCAUUUUGUAGAAGUGUGAUUCAUCUUAACUGAGAUGCUUAAAAAAGUCCAAGCAGGUGUGUGUCUGCAAGUUGCAUUUUAUAUGAUAGGGCUCUGUUGUACCGUAUCUGCAUUUCCAAUAGUCAUGUAUGUUCAUCCCUGUGAAGUGUUAAAAAAUUAAGUCACAACAAGAGGGUUACUGGUUCUCGACUUCAUUCUCUGUGAUGGUUCACAAUUUGUUACUUAACUUUGUCUUCUUGAACAUUUUAAAAGAAACUAUAGCUUGGGUACAAUAAAACUACAAUUGAAAUGAUAAUACAGUAUUGACUGAAGUAAUAAUACAGUCCACUUACUUAUUCUAUCACUGGUGAAUGCUGUGAACCCUUUGAGAAAUUCUGGUUUCAUGGCAGCUUUGGUUCCAUUUGAAAAAAGGAAAAUAGAAUAAUAAACACAGGAAAGUUUCAAAGAAAGUACACAAAGAUAUCUUCUAAGUGGACUUGUAUGGUGAUAAAUAUAGACCAAAGCAAAUAAGGUAGAAUAUUUAUAAAUACAAAGAUAAUUUUACAAAUAUUUUAUAUAACUGUAUAGUUCAUAAGAAGAAUAUUGUUAGCUUGUGUUAGGUUUGGGGGGGUUUGUAUAUUUUGAUAAAAACAACAACGACUUUGUAACUCUGUAUAUUCUCUACAGUUUAUAGCAAAGCAGUUUUAAGAUGGCAAUGUCAUGUUUAUAGUUCAAUUGUGGCACUUUUACUACAAGUAACAUGUUGCAGUAAUGAAUCAAGUAUUAAUGACCAAAUUAGAAUUAAAGUAAGUGUAAGAGAAGGUAAAUACUAUACGUUGUCAAAGACUGUAAUUUGCUACAUAAUUGCAUCUGUAUUUUUGUUUAGAAGAAAAUAUUAAAUGCAGAUGUUAAGGAUUGAUAAAGAGUCUAAUUUUAUUUUUAGAAAGAGUGAUUAUAACUCUGUUUUUGCUUAAUUAAAAUAACAUAUUCCUAUUUUUCUGUAAGUCUCUCCAUUU